AUGUCUAAGUUAAAAUGUGAUAAACUUCAUAGAAUUAAUAAUAAUAAUGAAAAUAUUGGAAAAAUGAAUAGUUCUGUGUCUAUUAUAUAUUCUACAAUAAGAAAGAAUAUACAUUAUAUGAAGGAAGGAACAAAAUUGUAUUAUUCCUUAGUAAAAAUAUUAUUAAUUACGUUUUUUAUUUGUAUAUUUACAAGAUUGAAUCAUGGUCAGUUUUAUGAGAAAUGGAAAAAUAAGCCUAACAUAAAAAGCAUAUGUGGUAGAAGACUUCAUAGAUCCUUGUAUGAAUUCCAAAUAAGUAAUAAUUCAAAAUCUUUUAAUAAUGUUUAUGGAAAUAAUCAAAAUAUACAAAUUGAUAAUUAUAAUAAUGUGAUAGAUUAUUUGGAUGAUUAUUCCCAAAAUGAUGUUUUAAAUAACUCCAAAUCAAUGAUUACAAAUAAUGAAAUAAUAAAUACAAAAUGCAAUGCCCUAUUAAGAAAACAAAGAGUUCUAUAUGAAGAAAAAGGAGAUGUUGUUUUAACAAGUGAAGGUGCUUCAGAAACAUUAGGAGAUAUUCGUAAUAAAUUAAAAACACGAUCAGAAACAACUAAUGGAAAUAUAUAUGAAAGUGGGCUGUAUGGACCAAUGAAAGGAAAAAUAGAUAAUUUAAGUAACAAACCAACAGAUCUUAGAAGAACUAAUAAUACAGAUUAUGGAACAAAAAUAAGAACUCCUCAUAUGAAUGUAAAUGAUAAUAUAAAAAGUAAUAUAAGGGAACCUGAGCCAAGGACUAAAAUUGUUAAUUUAAAAAAUUCUGGCGUAAGUAAAUCACGUGUAGUUGAAUAUGAAGUAGUUCCUAAAAUAGUUACAACUAAAGAUGAGGGAAAUAGAAAAAUUAACAGAGUUGAAUAUGAAAUAAGAGCAAAAUAUGAUACUACAAGAAAAAAUGAGGAAAGUACUAAUGAUACAACAACAAAUGAUACAUCAUCUAAUAUGGAAACAAAAAAUGAACCAGCAAUGAAAAAUCCAAAUGUUACAAAUGAUAUGACGAAACCAAAAACGGAUACUACACAACAAAUUAGAUUAAAUAGUAAAAGUAAUAAUAUGAACGGUGUCAAAUCAAACGUUACUACUUCUAAAGAAACGCCAUUGGAAAAACCAAGUAAUACUGUUGAAAACAAGGAGGGAAAGAAUCCAUUUAUAGAUAAUGAUCUAUCAGAUAAAAAAAGUAACAUGCAAGAUAAUAAUAAAGGAUUAAAAGUUACAACUAAUAAAACUAAUCUUAAAAAUAAAUUAGGAAAUAAUACAAAACAAAUAAAACAAGGUGCUAAUCCAUUUAUAGAAAAUGAUGUAUCAGAUAAGAAAGAUAACUUGCAAGAUAGUAAUAAAGGAUUAAACGUUACAACUAAUAAAACUAAUGAUAAAACUAAAUUAGAAGAUAAUACAAAACAAAUAAAAAAAGGUACUAAUCCAUUUAUGGAUGAAGAUGAAUUAGAAGAGCUACUUAGACUUGAAAGAGAAGAAAAGAUUAAAAACGAGAAAAAAAAAAAUGAAGAUGAUAAUCAAAAUAAAAAAAGUAACAUGCAAGAUAAUAAUAAAGGAUUAAAAGUUACAACUAAUAAAACUAAUCUUAAAAAUAAAUUAGGAAAUAAUACAAAACAAAUAAAACAAGGUGCUAAUCCAUUUAUAGAAAAUGAUGUAUCAGAUAAGAAAGAUAACUUGCAAGAUAGUAAUAAAGGAUUAAACGUUACAACUAAUAAAACUAAUGAUAAAACUAAAUUAGAAGAUAAUACAAAACAAAUAAAAAAAGGUACUAAUCCAUUUAUGGAUGAAGAUGAAUUAGAAGAGCUACUUAGACUUGAAAGAGAAGAAAAGAUUAAAAACGAGAAAAAAAAAAAUGAAGAUGAUAAUCAAAAUAAAAAAAGUAAUCCAAGUAGCCAAAAUAAAACAAAUAGUCAAAAUAAGCAGAAUAGCCAAGAUAAAACAAAUAAACAAAGUAAAUUAGAUACACAAAAUGGAAAAAAUGAAAAAAAUGAAAAAAGUAUUCCAAACAAAUUAGAUAGUCAAAAUGGAAAAAAUGAAAAAAAUGAAAAAAGUAUUCCAAAUAAAUUAGAUAGUCAAAAUGGAAAAAAUGAAAAAAAUGAAAAAAGUAUUCCAAAUAAAUUAGAUAGUCAAAAUGGAAAAAAUGAAAAAAAUGAAAAAAGUAUUCCAAAUAAAUUAGAUAGUCAAAAUGGAAAAAAUGAAAAAAAUGAAAAAAGUAUUCCAAAUAAAUUAGAUAGUCAAAAUGGAAAAAAUGAAAAAAAUGAAAAAAGUAUUCCAAAUAAAUUAGAUAGUCAAAAUGGAAAAAAUGAAAAAAAUAUUCCAAAUAAAUUAGAUAGUCAAAAUGUACCAAAUAAACAAAAUAUUCCAAAUAAAUUAGAUAGUCAAAAUGUAAAAAAUGAAAAAGAUACUCCUAAUAAAUUAGAUAAUGAGAACAAAGAAAAUACACAAAGCAAUAAAAACUUAAAUGCGAAAAAAAGUGAUAUUGGAACAAAUGGUAAAUCAAACAUAGAGACAUCUCAAGAUAAACAAUUAACUACAAAAAACAAUGAUGAAAAUAAGAAUACUGUAAAGAAUUCAAAGUUUAAAGACGCUUUAUUAGAAGUAACCAAAGAUAUUGAACAUGGAAUUAGUUCAGAUAUGCUUAAUAAAAAUCAAAAAGGAAAACAAUUAAAAAGUGAAUCUUUAAAAAAAAAUGAAUUAGAAAAUAAAAAUACAAAAAAUAUGGAUGGUAAUAAAAAUGAAUUCGAAAAAGGGUAUGAUCUAAAAACAGAAUGCAAAAGAGAUUUUAAUAUAUCACAAGAAAGUGGUUUAGAUUAUAAGGAUGAAUAUGAUGGAGAGUUUAAUAAAGAGUAUGAUAGUUAUUCUGAUACAGGUUCCACAACUAUGGAAUACGAUGAAUAUUAUAAUGAAACUUACAAUUCAGAUGAAUAUGAUGAUAAUUAUGUAGGAAAUCCAAUGAAAUUAUUUACCAGUGAUAUCAUGAAUAAUUAUGGAAAUAUUAAAAGUGGAUUAAAACAUAAUACAAAUAAAAUUGCAAAGACUGUAUUAAAAGGUAUAGAUGAUGAAGAGUCAUCUAAUAAAGGAAAGAAUGAAAAUAAGAAAAAAAAAAAAAAAGAUAAAAUUGUAAUUGAUAAGGAUGAUACAUCUGAUAAUGUUUCUUUGAAUUCAACGGAUCCAGAAUUAUAUUAUAAUAAUGAUGAUUAUUAUGGAAAUGGUAAUAAUUAUGAAAAUGGUAGUUAUUAUGAUAGUGAUACGUACAGCAAUAUUGAUGAUUCUGAGAGUGGUGAUGAUAAUCCUAUUACAGUUCUUGCGUCAGAAAUAGUUGAUGCAUGUGGAAAUAUAAAAGGGGGGGCUUUAAAAGUUAAAGAUCUAAUUACUGAAGGAGGACCACAACUUUUAGAUCUGACAGCAAAUGUUGUGGGGACCAAGACAAAAGAUGGACUAAACAAAGUAAAAGAUAUUGUUAGUAAGAAAUGUGGUAUUGAUGUAGAAUCUGAUAUCGAUAUAGAGACUGAAACGAACCCAUUGAAAUGGCAUCAAGUUGUAAGAAACAAAUAUAGAAAAUUGCAUUUUGGAUGGAAGUUGUUUGUAAAUAUUAGCCCCCCAGCUGCAUUAGCAAUUAUAGGAACUGCAGUUGCUAUAAUUCCUAGUGGCGCCUCAUUUUGCGCAAUACCAUUUGCGCUUAUGGCAGGAAUUCUUUUUUUUCAAGUUUAUAGAUUAACAAAAAAACAUUAUUAUAAUAGGAAAAAAACAGUUACUAAAAAGAUAUUAUAG
Plasmodium falciparum 3D7 is the source of this 3792-nucleotide messenger RNA. It is a transcript of the gene PTP3, whose product is annotated as EMP1-trafficking protein. NCBI's taxonomy places the organism in Eukaryota, Apicomplexa, Aconoidasida, Haemosporida, Plasmodiidae. The record is from RefSeq and is a predicted model, not a curated record.